This is a messenger RNA of Phyllostomus hastatus (greater spear-nosed bat), 11441 nucleotides long. It is a transcript of the gene SCN8A, whose product is annotated as sodium voltage-gated channel alpha subunit 8. Gene Ontology annotation, molecular function: protein binding; voltage-gated sodium channel activity. Lineage: Eukaryota; Metazoa; Chordata; Mammalia; Chiroptera; Phyllostomidae. The record is from RefSeq and is a predicted model, not a curated record. Gene Ontology annotation, biological process: sodium ion transmembrane transport; membrane depolarization during action potential; neuronal action potential. Gene Ontology annotation, cellular component: axon; plasma membrane; voltage-gated sodium channel complex. The transcript has 27 exons. Bases 111 to 6053 code for a protein of 1980 amino acids.
CCGCGCCUCCCGGGCCCCGCGCUAGGGCCGCCGCUGCCUCUCUCGCCGCCGCUGCCAGCUGACCUGUCCUGGACGCAGCAUAACUAACGAAGCUGCUGCAGGAUGAGAAGAUGGCAGCGCGGCUGCUCGCACCACCAGGCCCUGAUAGUUUCAAGCCUUUCACCCCUGAGUCUCUGGCAAACAUCGAGAGGCGCAUUGCUGAGAGCAAGCUUAAGAAACCACCAAAGGCCGACGGCAGUCAUCGGGAGGACGAUGAGGACAGCAAGCCCAAGCCAAACAGUGACCUGGAGGCAGGGAAGAGUUUGCCUUUCAUCUAUGGGGACAUCCCACAAGGCCUGGUUGCAGUUCCCCUGGAGGACUUUGACCCAUACUAUUUGACGCAGAAAACCUUUGUAGUAUUAAACAGAGGGAAAACUCUCUUCAGAUUUAGUGCCACGCCUGCCUUGUACAUUUUAAGUCCUUUUAACCUGAUAAGAAGAAUUGCUAUUAAAAUUUUGAUACAUUCAGUAUUUAGCAUGAUCAUUAUGUGCACUAUUUUGACCAACUGUGUAUUCAUGACUUUUAGUAACCCUCCUGAGUGGUCGAAGAAUGUGGAGUACACAUUCACAGGGAUUUAUACAUUUGAAUCACUAGUGAAAAUCAUUGCAAGAGGCUUCUGCAUAGAUGGCUUUACCUUUUUACGAGAUCCAUGGAACUGGUUAGAUUUCAGCGUCAUCAUGAUGGCAUAUGUGACAGAGUUUGUGGACCUGGGCAAUGUCUCAGCGCUGAGAACAUUCAGGGUUCUCCGAGCUUUGAAAACUAUCUCUGUAAUUCCAGGCCUGAAGACCAUUGUGGGUGCCCUAAUUCAGUCCGUGAAGAAGCUGUCGGAUGUGAUGAUCCUGACAGUGUUCUGCCUGAGUGUUUUCGCCUUGAUCGGGCUGCAGCUGUUCAUGGGGAACCUGCGAAACAAGUGUGUUGUGUGGCCCAUAAACUUCAAUGAGAGCUAUCUUGAAAAUGGCACCAGAGGCUUUGAUUGGGAAGAAUAUAUCAACAAUAAAACAAAUUUUUACACAGUUCCUGGCAUGCUAGAACCUCUACUCUGUGGGAACAGUUCUGAUGCUGGGCAAUGCCCAGAGGGAUACCAGUGCAUGAAAGCAGGAAGGAACCCCAACUACGGUUACACAAGCUUUGACACUUUCAGCUGGGCCUUCUUGGCAUUAUUUCGCCUUAUGACCCAGGACUAUUGGGAGAACUUGUAUCAGUUGACCUUACGAGCAGCUGGGAAAACCUACAUGAUCUUCUUUGUCUUAGUCAUUUUUGUGGGUUCCUUCUAUCUGGUGAACUUGAUCUUGGCUGUGGUGGCCAUGGCUUAUGAAGAGCAGAAUCAGGCAACACUGGAGGAGGCAGAGCAAAAAGAGGCUGAAUUCAAAGCGAUGUUGGAGCAACUUAAGAAGCAACAGGAAGAGGCACAGGCUGCUGCGAUGGCCACCUCAGCGGGAACUGUCUCAGAGGAUGCCAUAGAGGAAGAAGGUGAAGAAGGGGGAGGUUCCCCUCGGAGCUCAUCUGAAAUUUCUAAACUCAGUUCCAAGAGUGCUAAGGAAAGACGUAACAGGAGAAAGAAGAGGAAGCAAAAGGAACUCUCUGAAGGAGAGGAGAAAGGGGAUCCUGAGAAGGUGUUUAAGUCAGAGUCAGAAGAUGGCAUGAGGAGGAAAGGCUUUCGGCUGCCAGACAACAGAAUAGGGAGGAAAUUUUCCAUCAUGAAUCAGUCACUACUCAGCAUUCCAGGCUCCCCAUUCCUAUCUCGCCACAACAGCAAGAGCAGCAUCUUCAGCUUCAGGGGGCCCGGGCGGUUCCGGGACCCGGGCUCGGAGAACGAGUUUGCGGACGACGAGCACAGCACAGUGGAGGAGAGCGAGGGCCGCCGUGACUCGCUGUUCAUCCCGAUCCGGGCCCGCGAGCGCCGCAGCAGCUACAGCGGCUACAGCGGCUACAGCCAGGGCAGCCGCUCCUCCCGAAUCUUCCCCAGCCUGCGGCGCAGUGUGAAGCGCAACAGCACAGUGGACUGCAACGGCGUGGUGUCCCUCAUCGGAGGCCCCGGCUCGCACAUCGGCGGGCGUCUCUUGCCAGAGGCUACAACUGAAGUGGAAAUUAAGAAGAAAGGUCCUGGAUCUCUCUUAGUUUCCAUGGACCAGCUGGCCUCCUAUGGGCGGAAGGACAGGAUAAACAGUAUACUGAGUGUUGUUACAAAUACGUUAGUAGAAGAGCUGGAAGAGUCCCAGAGAAAGUGCCCUCCAUGCUGGUAUAAAUUUGCUAAUACUUUCCUCAUCUGGGAGUGCCACCCCUACUGGAUAAAAGUGAAAGAGAUUGUGAACUUGAUUGUUAUGGACCCUUUUGUGGACUUGGCCAUCACCAUCUGCAUUGUCCUGAAUACACUGUUCAUGGCCAUGGAGCACCAUCCUAUGACGCCACAGUUUGAGCAUGUCUUGUCUGUAGGAAAUCUGGUUUUCACUGGAAUUUUCACAGCAGAAAUGUUCCUGAAGCUCAUAGCCAUGGAUCCCUACUAUUAUUUCCAAGAAGGUUGGAACAUUUUUGACGGAUUUAUUGUCUCCCUCAGUUUAAUGGAACUGAGUCUAGCAGAUGUGGAGGGGCUUUCGGUGCUGCGAUCUUUCCGAUUGCUCCGAGUCUUCAAAUUGGCCAAAUCUUGGCCCACCCUGAACAUGCUGAUUAAGAUUAUUGGAAAUUCAGUGGGUGCCCUGGGCAACCUGACCCUGGUGCUGGCCAUUAUUGUCUUCAUCUUUGCUGUGGUGGGGAUGCAGCUCUUUGGGAAGAGCUACAAAGAGUGUGUCUGCAAGAUCAACCAGGACUGUGACCUCCCUCGCUGGCACAUGAAUGACUUUUUUCAUUCCUUCCUCAUUGUCUUUCGAGUGUUGUGCGGGGAGUGGAUUGAGACCAUGUGGGACUGCAUGGAGGUGGCUGGCCAAGCCAUGUGCCUCAUUGUCUUCAUGAUGGUCAUGGUCAUUGGCAACUUGGUGGUGCUGAACCUGUUUCUGGCCUUGCUCCUGAGCUCCUUCAGUGCAGACAAUCUGGCAGCCACGGAUGACGAUGGGGAAAUGAACAACCUGCAGAUCUCAGUGAUCCGAAUCAAGAAGGGUGUGGCUUGGACCAAAGUGAAAGUGCGUGCCUUCAUGCAGGCCCACUUCAAGCAGCGGGAGGCUGAUGAGGUGAAACCACUGGACGAGCUGUAUGAAAAGAAGGCCAACUGCAUUGCCAACCACACUGGUGCAGACAUCCACCGGAAUGGUGACUUCCAGAAGAAUGGCAAUGGCACCACCAGUGGCAUUGGCAGCAGCGUGGAGAAGUACAUCAUUGAUGAGGACCACAUGUCCUUUAUCAACAACCCCAACUUAACUGUGCGGGUGCCCAUUGCUGUAGGCGAGUCCGAUUUUGAGAAUGUCAACACAGAGGACGUUAGCAGCGAAUCAGAUCCUGAAGGCAGCAAAGAUAAACUGGAUGAUACUAGCUCCUCUGAAGGAAGCACCAUUGACAUCAAACCAGAAGUAGAAGAAGUCCCUGUGGAACAGCCUGAGGAAUACUUGGAUCCAGACGCUUGCUUCACAGAAGGUUGUGUCCAGCGAUUCAAGUGCUGCCAGGUCAACAUUGAAGAAGGGCUAGGCAAGUCUUGGUGGAUCCUGCGGAAAACCUGCUUCCUCAUUGUGGAGCACAAUUGGUUUGAGACCUUCAUCAUCUUCAUGAUUCUGCUCAGCAGUGGCGCCCUGGCCUUCGAGGACAUCUACAUUGAGCAGAGGAAGACCAUCCGUACCAUCCUGGAGUACGCUGACAAGGUCUUCACCUACAUCUUCAUCCUGGAGAUGUUGCUCAAGUGGACAGCCUAUGGCUUCGUCAAGUUCUUCACCAAUGCCUGGUGCUGGCUGGACUUCCUCAUUGUGGCUGUCUCUUUAGUCAGCCUUAUAGCUAAUGCCCUGGGCUACUCGGAACUAGGUGCCAUAAAGUCCCUUAGGACCCUAAGAGCUUUGAGACCCUUAAGAGCCUUAUCACGAUUUGAAGGGAUGAGGGUGGUGGUGAAUGCCUUGGUGGGCGCCAUCCCCUCCAUCAUGAAUGUGCUGCUGGUGUGUCUCAUCUUCUGGCUGAUUUUCAGCAUCAUGGGAGUUAACCUAUUUGCGGGAAAGUACCACUACUGCUUUAAUGAGACUGCUGAAGAGCGAUUUGAAAUUGACAUUGUCAACAAUAAAACUGAUUGUGAAAAGCUCAUGGAGGGGAACAAUACAGAAAUCAGAUGGAAGAACGUGAAGAUCAACUUCGAUAACGUUGGGGCAGGAUAUUUGGCGCUGCUUCAGGUGGCGACCUUCAAAGGCUGGAUGGACAUCAUGUACGCAGCUGUAGAUUCAAGAAAGCCUGAGGAGCAGCCUAAGUAUGAGGACAACAUCUACAUGUACAUCUACUUUGUCAUCUUCAUCAUCUUCGGCUCCUUCUUCACCCUGAACCUGUUCAUUGGUGUCAUCAUUGAUAACUUCAAUCAACAAAAGAAAAAGUUUGGAGGUCAGGACAUCUUCAUGACUGAAGAACAGAAGAAGUACUACAAUGCCAUGAAAAAGCUGGGCUCCAAGAAACCACAGAAACCCAUUCCCCGCCCCGUGAACAAAAUCCAAGGUAUCGUCUUUGAUUUUGUCACUCAACAAGCCUUUGACAUUGUUAUCAUGAUGCUCAUCUGCCUUAACAUGGUGACCAUGAUGGUGGAGACAGAUACCCAGAGCAAGCAGAUGGAGAACAUCCUCUACUGGAUUAACCUGGUCUUCGUCAUCUUCUUCACUUGUGAGUGUGUGCUCAAAAUGUUUGCCUUGAGGCACUACUACUUCACCAUUGGCUGGAACAUCUUCGACUUCGUGGUAGUCAUCCUCUCCAUUGUGGGAAUGUUCCUGGCUGAUAUAAUUGAGAAAUACUUUGUUUCCCCAACCCUAUUCCGAGUCAUCCGAUUGGCCCGCAUUGGGCGCAUCUUGCGUCUGAUCAAAGGUGCCAAAGGGAUUCGUACCCUGCUCUUUGCCUUAAUGAUGUCCUUGCCUGCUCUGUUCAACAUCGGCCUUCUGCUCUUCCUGGUCAUGUUCAUCUUCUCCAUCUUUGGCAUGUCCAAUUUUGCAUAUGUGAAGCACGAGGCUGGCAUUGACGACAUGUUCAACUUUGAGACCUUUGGCAACAGUAUGAUCUGCCUCUUUCAGAUCACAACCUCGGCUGGGUGGGAUGGCCUGCUGCUGCCCAUCCUAAACCGCCCCCCUGACUGCAGCCUGGAAAAAGAACACCCAGGGAGCAACUUCAAGGGAGACUGUGGGAACCCCUCAGUGGGCAUCUUCUUCUUUGUAAGCUACAUCAUCAUCUCCUUCCUCAUUGUUGUGAACAUGUACAUUGCCAUCAUCUUGGAGAACUUCAGUGUAGCCACAGAGGAGAGUGCAGACCCUCUGAGUGAGGACGACUUUGAGACCUUCUAUGAGAUCUGGGAGAAGUUUGACCCCGAUGCCACCCAAUUCAUCGAGUACUGUAAGCUGGCGGACUUUGCAGACGCCUUGGAGCAUCCUCUCCGAGUGCCCAAGCCCAACACCAUUGAGCUCAUUGCCAUGGAUCUGCCCAUGGUCAGCGGGGAUCGUAUCCACUGCUUGGACAUCCUUUUUGCCUUCACCAAGCGGGUCCUGGGAGACAGUGGGGAGCUGGACAUCCUCCGGCAGCAGAUGGAGGAACGGUUCGUGGCGUCUAAUCCUUCCAAAGUGUCUUACGAGCCAAUCACAACCACGCUGCGGCGCAAGCAGGAAGAGGUGUCAGCAGUGGUCCUGCAGCGUGCCUACCGGGGACAUUUAGCGAGACGGGGCUUCAUUUGCAAAAAGACAGCUUCCAAUAAGCUGGAGAAUGGAGGCACACACCGGGAGAAAAAGGAGAGCACCCCGUCGACAGCCUCCCUCCCAUCCUAUGACAGUGUGACUAAACCUGAGAAGGAGAAACAGCAGCGGGCAGAGGAAGGAAGAAGGGAAAGAGCCAAAAGACAAAAAGAGGUCAGAGAAUCCAAGUGUUAGAAGAAAGCAAAAAUUAAAUAUUGUACAGAUUUAAAACUUGCAAGUGAAAGAUUGUUUACAAACUUCCUGAAUAUUAUCAAUGCAGAACAGCUGUGGAGACACUUUACCCUGAAGAUCUAUACCAAACGUAGUCUGCUUACCAUGUACCACAGUUGCAUCUUGAGCAGUGACCUGCCCAGGGCAAAGGACCCUGCUCCCCGGACUCACAGAUUUUCUAACGCUUGGGCAGGUGGUUACUGCAUGUUCCACAUCAGUCAAUGCAACUUAGGACAAAACUAAACAGGAUACAAAAACAGAGGAGAGGCUGCCGGAACCAGCAUAUUUCCGUUGCAGCCAAAUGGAUUUUAUUUUUUUCAUUUUGUUGAUUCUCAGAAGCAGAAAGCAUCACUUUAAAAGUUUGUUUGUUCAUGCAAACUAUAUUUGCAUUCGUACAUUAGUUAAGCUAAGCAGCAAAAAGAAAACACACACAUACUCACAUUUAGCCCAUGUCAUUUAAUUGUCACUUUCUUUGACAUAAACCGCAUCUUCUCCACAUGGGCUUCACAUGGUUUGGAGAUGGGUGGGGGCAAACAAUCAGGUUUCUUCAGGCUGAGGAGGACUUGCUCAGGCCGAUUCCAAACAUUGUGCUUGUUCAAUGCAUAGAAAUGAUUUGCAUGAUGGCAUGCCGUGAUCAGAAGUCAUGCAUGAGAACCAUACACCACAGGACACUCCUGAUCCUCUCCCCUGCCCUGGGGUCAGCCUUGGGACAGGACCCAGCCCUGCACCGUUCACUGUAUUUGGAGAAAAAAUGGUAAGAGUUCCACACCCGCUGCAAUUCUUUAUGAAUUCGUAGAAGUCUUUCAUACACCUUCUGGGUAGGGAAACACAACCAACCGACCACCACCAACAAACACGAACCCAGUCCGACAAGCAGAUGGAUCCGUCGCGUGUCUAUGUUUAACAGACAUCUCUAACAUACAGCCAUUGUUGCACAUUUCGAAAGACGAACUGUUUAAUGCUGCUCUGUGUCCCGUACGUGGGGAAACUUUGAUCUCAAAUGGCUUGUAUUAAUGUCACUGUAAAACCAAAUCCUAGGGCUAAAAACAAAAAUCAAAAAAAAGUUCAUUUGUAUUUUGCAAUAUUUAUGAUGAUUGUUUAGCCUUCAUACUGGAGAACUGACACUAAUUUGGGGUAGAGGUAAAAAUGCUAUUCAUAGUAGCAUGUUAUCUCCAGGGGGUGAUUUAGGGAACUUAAAACCACCUUUCGUUGGGGGUUAAGGGGUGCUCAUUUCAUUUAGUAUCACAUCCUUUGCAUUAUGGCUUUCUCUGGGCUCGGGUCCACGUGCAGAAGGGUUCAGACACUGUGAGCGGCCUCUCUCCCCCGGAGGGGCUGCCACAAGCUCCCACGCUGCAUGACCCCUCUCGCCUCCAUCGCAUCUCCACCGAGCAGGGCUGCCCUCACCCACCUCUGUGGGUGAGAGCAGCGGCACUGGGGCCGGGCCUGUGGUUUCUUUCAUUUAUCGUCAGAAUGAGCCAUCACUGGUGGGACCUGAGGUAGAGAUGGAGCCGCCUCUGAACCAAACCCACUUGGUUUCUUUAUUGCACUGGUUCUCAUGAGAAAGUGAUUUAACAUUAAUUCUUAAACGUUCCAGCUUCCCCCUGCGCAUUUCCUUUCAGCCGGUUUUGCUGUCUGCUUAGCAACCUGCCCAUGGUCAUUGAAGGGUGGCUUUGGGGGGUGGCGUCCUAUCUUCCAUUCCAUCUCCUGCUUUAGGGAAGGCAGUUUUUACUCCAGGGGUUUCUCAUCCCAUGACUAGAUUUCAAAGCCAAGAUGCUGCAGUUGAAUGUGUCAGGAAGUCUAUACAAAGACUGAGGAGAGAUUUUUAGCUUGCAAACCAAAUCAAAAUAAAUUCUUCCUGAACCAUACAAUAGAGGGGGGAAAAACAACCCAUAAUCAGACACACCAAUCUGCCUUGCAGUAGAAGCACUUUGGAUGUAUUUUCACCGUCCACCUGACUAGUUUUGUGUAGAACAAACCACGGCAAGUCAGUAAGCAGAGCUUUCUGUCUUGUUGGACCAGUAGAUGCUGUCCAGCUAUCGUAAGCCUGCUUCUGCGGCAUCACCCGUAGGACUUGUGCACUACACGCGACACCGGGUUGGGAAGGCAUCUCUCUCAGCGACGCUGCUAACUGCUAGGACGAGUGUAGAGUCACCUGUACAGGCUACAUCGUAAACAGCACAAAACAGAAGCUGACACGUGUGGUUAUUCUUUUUAAGAGAAUUAUAAAUACUGUAAUAUAUCAUUUUAUUUUAUUGGCAUGCCUUUUUGUAAAUACAAAUUAACUUAUGAAAUAGGAAAUGGCUUCUGGCUUCUGCCAUUGUCAUGUUUAUUUUUAUUUUUUAUACUUUUCUUUCUUCUUAGAACUUAGAUGCUGUCAGCCAAUGUACAUCCCCAAACCAGACAGACAGACAAAAAAUUUUUUAUUGCUAAUGGUCUUUUCCAAAACAACAACAAAUAUAUAUAUUUUUGUUCCAAUGUGCAAUAAAUUCUAACCACUUCUAUGCAAGAUUUGGCUAAACUUCAUAAUUGUUCUUAGGUCUCGAGAUGGGCAACAGAGCUAUUAAGAUCCCUCUUGGUACCCCAAGUGCUCGUGCUCGUGAUGGCAUUAAGCUACUAUAGAUGAGGUUUUUCUGAGAUCUGCCCUUUCUCCUCCCCAGACCCUGAUCCCUGCCCAGCAGGCCAUCCCCUCAGUCACACACACACGUGGGCCUGGGUAUCCGACGCCCAUGCCCAUCCGCCAGCUUCACAGGGAAGAAGCCUCCUCUACUCUAUUUGAAGUUUCACUUUUAUUUUUUUUUAACAUUUCCCACCUUCCUCUCCCUCCCCACCACCCCGCGCUCACUCUCACCCGCCCUGCUCCACACUUCUUUGGUAGUAAAUGACACCAUCACCAGCAGUUCACACCCGCAGUUAACAGGCAUCAGGCAUCCAGCGGAGGGAGUCGUGACGACACUGCCCUGCGUCCUCCCUGAGUGGGUAGGUGGCAACGCUUUGCCAGAUAUUAACGAAGCCAAUCAAACAGCAGCAGCAGCCACAGUAUCACUGCACAUAUAUAUAUAUAGAUCUAUAAAUAGAAUAUAAAUAUAUUUAUUUUUUGUAGCCAGGUCCUUGGUGCAGUAUUUAUAUUCCACAAUCCACCUUUAAAAAAAAGGACAAAAAGCAAAAAGUCACAUGUGAUGCUGUUAAUUUAAAAUGCAGAGCCAAAGCCACUGAGCAGCCGCUGACACGGUUGCUGGUUUGUGUGAAAAACACUUUCCCCUCUUUCCUUAACCUCCUUGUUGCUUAGGAUAAGGAGCUCCACAAUUUAAAGCAGCGGGCGAGCGCAGGAAAGACUUCCUGAGUCAGCAUGACCCACAUCCACUCCUCUCCAAGUGAGCCUCUUUUGGCACCAGAAGCAGACCUGGGAGAGAUAAAGAGAAACUCCCAGUCAAAGCUCCUGGAACGACAGUGCCCAGAGUUGUUUUAUUUUUCGCCGCAACCAAUGUAAACUUGUAACAGACCAAUAGUGAAGAUUAGUGUAUUAGUGAAUGCAUGGAGGCCAGCACUGCUCUAAAUGAGACAUGACAAAGCGCACAUCACAACUAUAAGCCAAAAAGGAAACAAAAUAAAAAUGACCCUUUUUACUGUACAAGGGAAGCCUGUCUUGGUGUGUGUUUGUUACUUAUCUAUCCCAAUUCUUGAGUUCUGGGAGGGGUCUGGGAAUUGGGACCUUAGUACAUGUGGUAAAAGGGGAAUGGGAGAGAGAGCCUAGGGUCUCUGGCCAGGUUCUGACUGAGAAGCAGAGAUUGGAGAGAAAAGCAAGGUCCUGACCCCCCCCCAUCCCCAUUCACCCAUUGCAUGUGGCAUUCCUCCCCCUACUGGGCCAGUGCUUAAAGGCCCAGGAAACCCCUUCCUCACCAGGUCACCUGGCAAAGCUCCCAGAGAUGAUGUCAGCCAACCCAGCUGAGCUGGCCUUACUUCUGCCUUUUUCACCAGUGUGUGGGGAAAAAAAAAAACAAACAAACCUAUCCCAAUGCCCCAAAGCUUGGGUGUGCACGAUGCCCAACAGCCUCCACUCUGCUAGCUAAUGCUGGGCCUUGCCCUCCAUCACCCCACAGAUAAACCAGCAGACUAGGGCUGGUCUCAUUCACAGUUGUGCAGGGGUGAGGGGCACCCCUCCCCUUCCCUCUCCCUGCCCUGCUUUGGGGACAUCCCUCUCUAGGCCAUGUCUCCCGGUCCGGGAACACUCUCAGGAGGAUUCUGAAGUGCCCACUCUAGUCCACUCCAGUAGCUCCACUCUGGAGAGAGAUGGCUGGUAGGUCAGUGCCCGUCCUGCCCCGGCCCCCAGCCUCCAGGCCUACUGUGGAGGUGAGAUCGCCAUGGGUUAUGACUUUGUGACUUGAGUCCAGGGCAUCUUUUGUAACGAUGCCCCUUUCUUUUCUCAGAUGUUGCCCAAAGUUUUGCAAAAAGCUUCGUUCAUUUUCAGGUACCCCCACCCCCCAAAGAAUUGGCUGCAGCUAGCCAGCCAGGGGGACAUGAGGAGAGAAGAGGAAGUCUGGGCUGGGAGGGGCCCGAGGGUUUGCGCAGAGCCUGGGUUGGGACUCAGCUCUGUGCUUUCUUGGAUUCCCUUUUUAGGAUUACCAAGAUUUCCUCUGUUAAAACGCUCCUGAGGCACCCUCUGCCCCUGUCCCCCACUGCUGUUUGCUGUACAUAGAGGCCAAGUGGGGUGGGGCGGGCGGGUGUGCACAUGUGCUGUAUGUGUGUGAGGAAUGUGUAUAGGUAAAGGGGAGCGGGGUCCAGUGGUUCCAGAAAAGGGACAGAACUCCUGUGUUCCAUCCCCAGCUCAACCGCUGGCUCGCUGUGUGGCCUUGGGCAAGUCACUUAACCUCUCUGUGCCUCAGUUUCCCCAUCUGUAAAAUGGGGAUAAUAAUACUGACCUACCUCACAGGGGUGUUGUGAGGCUUUAACUAAAUGUUUUGUAAAGUGUUUUGAGAUACAGAGGCAAAGGCACUAGGGAAGGGCAAAGUACUAUUUGGACUUAAGGAAGAUGAAAUGGUACCAUAAAUGCUGCUAUUCUGAGAGCCAUUUUAAACUGCACUGCUCCAACCACCCCCGCUUCUCAUCACCAGGACAGCAGGUCGAGAAAAUAUCUUUCCUUUCACUUGCUUCUGGGGUUUAUGAUUAUUCUAGACACUUAAUUUUUUCCCUUGCUGUAUCUCCUUCCCUCACCCCCUCGACUUGUUCCCUGUUCCGUUUAUGCGGAAAUGGCGGAAAUGCUUGAGAAAUGAGAAUGUAUAAGUGGAUUGGAAGUUUAUAGUCUGAAACUUCAAUUUUACUUUGUACUGUACAUCUUUUUACUUUAGAAUUUGCAAU